UGGGAGGCAAAAGCGUGUCCGAGUAGGAUUGAUACCUAAGGAGGACUCGUACUCUGAAUGUAACAUUGAUUUUGGAGAGUCUCGAACACAUCCUUUUGAAGCCAUCGGCUACCUGUUUGCGGGCUAUCUCCAGAAAUCCCACGCCAAGCAGCCCGAUAUAUCAAGGUCCCUUUUCUCUGCUCUUCCUCGAGUCCCUUGUCCAGGAUGCAAGGGGACAUCCGCGACCCUCGCGGCCAUGCAGACUUGAGGUACAGCUCAGUACAACACAGCGGAUGUGAUGGCAUGCAGGAGGGUAUUCGCAUUCGUCAGCGUUGCCCACGUUGGGAGCAUGUGCGAGUAAUUGCUGGAAUUGUCAGAUUCUGGUUUUGGGGUGCGAGGGGGAAGGGACUCGGUGCAAGAGUUGCCACUGGUGAGGGUACGAAGUUGGUAUAGGUGAUGAGAGGCUACUUGUACUCCACCACGUUUUUAUCUUGGGGAUGACGCAGUCCCGGGAGUAGCCGCGUCAAGACUUCUGACUCAAAGUCAAUUCCAGCGUCUUCACCACCUGCACCAUUCCUCCUGUUCUAUGCCCCUUUGGUCGUGUGCAUACAUCUCCCGUCGACUUACCAGAAAUCCCCCGACGAUUUUUGCGACUGCAGAAGUCACAUAGAUACUAUACCUAGGUAAGGAGUACUAAGUACCUGCCUCGUCAGGUCCAGAUUCAGUGCAAAAACUCUUCCUUGCCCCUGCUCUGCCGUCCACCUGGGCAGCACGGAGCUUCCUCCCCGCCUAUUGUACGGUCCAGCCCAGUGCCGGCCGUAGCGUAGCCCAGCGUCCAGUACUCGUGGUCCGUGGAGGACGGUCCAUCCUUUGCACCGAGGUCCCUCUACUCCGUUGGUCCCCUGCUCCUGCCUACCAUACUUUGCCCUACCCUGCCCUACUCAUUCCCCUCCACCGCUCUUCUUCUAUACUUUCCUAUCCCAUGCCGAAUGGGAGAUACCUGCGAAUAACAUCCUAUCGACAGCCCGCCAACCUGCCAACCUGCCAACCCUCGAUCCCACCUUAACUCUCGGGAUCUGCCAGACGUUGCUUGCUGGUGUGAGCCCUUCAGAACCCUUCAUUCUCCAUCCACCCCACCAAUACCGCACUGCUCGACGGAUCCUGUCGAUUGCCCGCCGCAAGGUUACACAUCCAAACCGAGCUUUCUGGGCCGCUGCACAGGGAAACGUUGAUCCCGAACCGCAACUCCAAGAGAUUAUCAGCGACCACUUCUAUACCGCCAUCGACAACCAGCUGGCAGAAAGUCUGAUCGACCCCAUUUUCCCUUUUGCGACGGUGCCUAUCCCGAAAAAGGCACUACGCACCCACUCGUCCCAACUCUAGCCCAUCCCUCGAACCAUCUCGGCCUGCUCCAUCUCCCCAGGGAAGCUUUCCCGCGACCCCACCUCUCCGCAUACAGAGCAACAACUGGCUGGAGUGGUCUGUCACUAUUUCUCCCCCCAAACCCAGAGGUGCCGUGACGGUCUACUGCAGCCCUUUUUGAUUUUAUUUAUCAUGUCGGUCAAGUAAGUCUCAAUCUUGUGUGCACUCUCAUUCUUCUUCCUUUCCCCUUCUUUCAUACUUUCGUCAUCGGGGAGCAGCUGGAUUCCACACAACGCGCUCUUCCAUCAUGUAUCAAUUCCACCAAGAACAGUACUCCUACACCAUACUGGCCGAGAAGACAAAGCUAAAACCGCGAAGUUGGGUAAUGACCACACCCGGGUCGGAGGGCUUUCUCAAACUACCAAAUGAAACGUUUCUCUACACAUCUCCUCCGCGAACGAGUAUCCAGUUGUCGACGCCAAAUACUUUUCCAGCUGCGCAACCUUACUCUGCAAAAUGCGAUUCGGGAAUCGUAUACAUCACCAAUCAACGAGUAUGUUUUCCCCUAUGGCCCUGUUCUAAUCAAGAACCGUCACUAAGCCAUCAUAGAUAGUAUACCUUCCCUCAGCACCUACAACAGAACUCCAAUCCUUCUCCGCCCCCAUACUCAACCUCCAAGACACCUUCGUCCGCGCCCCCUUCUUUGGCGCAAAUUACUGGACUGCAACCGUGAAACCCGUAAACGGGGGCGGAAUUCCCUCUUCGCACUUAGCAGUAGAACUAAAAAUCACAUUCCGGGAAGGCGGCGCAUUCGACUUCCACACUAUUUUCGAGCAAAUAAAGGAGCGAUCGUACCAGGCAUAUACACUAGCGCGAGAGACCGGACACAAUGGCGUAACCGGUGAGGAUCUUGCGAAUGUUCAUCUGGAGCAAUUACCUGCCUAUGAAGCGGGGAGGGAUGUCGAAGAUGCUGAGGAGCCGAGAAUCUUAAGUCCUAUUCCUAGACGACCGACGGGAAAUGUAGCGUCGGAAGCGAUUGUGCCACCUAGUAACCCCCCAGCGCCUGAUGAGCCGCCGCCUGGGUAUGAGGAAGCGCAGGUUCAGGCCGUGGGAGCGGUUUUGGAGGAUAGGUUGCGAAGGGAAGCACCAUAAAGACUGUCUCACUGCAGCAGUUCGCCCUUCAAUCUUUUCAACCUGGGACAGGCAAUUAGGCAUGGGAAAAUUAUGAUCGGAUUCGGUCAUGGAUCAUGGGAAGAUAGUAGAUUUCUUGAAAUUGUGACUGACGACUCUUUUUUAUCAUGGCGUUUGAUACCUUUCAUAUUCAAGCAGAAUAUCUCUUCAUUUUCAGAAGAAGAAGAAGGUCGGAAUGGGAAAAGGCGUUUUGGGCUCUCUUUCUCUGGUUGGAAGAGAUUGUUAAUUUGAAGGGCAUGGGAUAAAGGAUGGGAACUACGAUUAUGAAAUAGAACAAAUAUAAAUAUUUUCUGUCUUGUUAAA
Molecule: messenger RNA, 2835 nt
Organism: Hymenoscyphus albidus
Lineage: Eukaryota; Fungi; Ascomycota; Leotiomycetes; Helotiales; Helotiaceae
Source: the annotation of a GenBank genome assembly